AUGCCUGUAUCUUCUUUAAACUACAGCCACGGUAAGAAACUCAAACCGUCUUUAAAACUUUCAAAAACAGCUUCUAUUUCUUCGUUUGUUUCUUCGACCCCUUCUAACUCGUUUUCUCCCCUUGAAGACUCAACAUCUGCUUCUUCAUCUGCAUCAUCUUCAUCAUCGGAAAAAUUGGUACGGUUUGCUACACAUUUAUAUACAGUCAAAAAGUUCAAUACAAAAUUGGCGCCCAUCUCGAUAUCAGAAAAAGUUGUUAAUGUGCCACCUAAAUAUAUCACUUCUCAUCUAGCCAAUAAUUUGCAUAACGACUCUCUUUCGUCAAAUUUCUCUCUCAUUGACGGGGAAGAUCACCCCUAUAGGUUGGAUGUUUUAGACAACAGUGACUUGGAAUAUUACGAUGAAGAUGAUAGAUACGAAAAUGAAAGUGACUUCGAGGAUGAUAAAAUGUUCAUUCUCAAUCGCGACUUUUUUUUGGAAAAAGAGGGUUUGCAUCUCGGCAAAGAGAAUAAAUUUGACAUCGCUGAUUGGAAACUCAUCAGCAGUAAUUUAAACCUAUUCAAAGAUAACAAUAUUACAUAUUUAGCCGAAUUGGAGCGCAGAAUUUUCGAGUAUUUAAAUGGUCAAAAUAUUAAGGUACAUUUGCUAGAAUUGUCAGAUCCUGUAACUUACGAGGAUAUUUGCCGCAAUAAUUUAGGUAGUUGUCAAAUUUCGGGACUUAUAUUUGUCAAUAACCUGAAUUUCGAGAAAAUUAUUGAGAUCAAAUUCACUUUAAAUAAUUGGACAGAUAUUCAUUAUAUUAAUGCGCACUUCAACAAGUCCAUUACUUCUCGGGUUGACGAAUUCAAAUUUGUAAUUGAUAUAUCUGCAUUGAAAUUGAACCUAGUUUCAAAAAAUUUGAUAUACUCCAACUUGUUUGAAAAAAAAACCACAUGCUCUCUGAAUUUGCAGUUUUGUUGCCGUUAUGAUGUAAAUAACUUCAACAAUAAAACAUUUUACGACAAUAAUGACUAUAGGAACUAUGAAGUAACGAUUUCCUUGUCCGCAAUAAGUCUAAAUCGUGAGGUUAAAAAGUUUCCGAAACAUGACUCCAAUCUUGACUCAUUUAUGCUGAGAGGUGGCAAUACAAAUGUUCAUGUGUUGAAAAAUGAUGAAAACAUCAAAAAACCACUGAGAAAAUUCAACGAUGAUACGGAUUAUUUUAACGACUCGCCACUAAAGCACAAGUUUCAUAAAUCCCUCGGGGCAAAAGUAGCAUAUAAUGGACAAUACGUUCUAUCGUCUACCAAAACAAAAAUUAGUGACUGCGGAAUGAAGCCUUUUGAGAACUUGGUCGAGCCGCCAGAAUCCCAAACUGAUGAGGAUACAUCUGAUAGCCCAUAUGAUUUAUCCUUGCAAGACUUUAAUUAUUGGGAGUUUACAAACCACGGACUUGAAAAAGCAAUGGCUGACUUGGAUAUCUUACAGUUCAAGAAUUAUUCAAAGCCCAUUAGUAGGCAUCCUACAAUAGAUGACUCAUUCACAUUGAGAACUGGCAAUAGUACAUUACGUUCAGAAACGCAGGAGCUUGAAGAUGACUUCAGCAGCCAGGAGAAAAGCGCCGUAACAACUGCUCCGUUAAAUGGAAUGCAAAUACACGAUGAUGAGUUUGAAGCCUCCUUGAGUUACAUAAAUUGGAACAACUCUACUGAUACCUUAAUGAAAAAAAAUGAUAGACAAUCUAUAGAGCCAAGUUCUCCCUCGCAAUUAUCUAUAGCGACAAUAAGGAUGGAAGAAAACCUACUAAACCAGGAAAAUAGCGUUGGCAAUAAUAUGUACUCAUUUCCAGCAUUUUCUCCGCUGAAAGACUCGACUCCGCUACCAUUCUUACCAAGUGAUGGUAUAAAUGAUGACAUAAGGGAACGUGAAGAAAAUAUCUUCUUUAGCUCGAAUGAGAUUCACUUCCCAUGUGAUUAUUUUUCCAAGUCGCCGUCACCAUCGCCAUCGCCCAUAUAUUCUUAA
Molecule: messenger RNA, 2001 nt
Organism: Saccharomyces kudriavzevii IFO 1802
Lineage: Eukaryota; Fungi; Ascomycota; Saccharomycetes; Saccharomycetales; Saccharomycetaceae
Gene: PIG1
Product: protein phosphatase regulator PIG1
Exons: 1
Coding region: 1-2001 (666 amino acids)
Biological process (GO): regulation of glycogen biosynthetic process
Cellular component (GO): protein phosphatase type 1 complex
Molecular function (GO): glycogen binding; protein phosphatase 1 binding
Source: RefSeq, a predicted model, not a curated record